AUGAAACACCGGUUCUUGUCCGACUUACGGCUGAAAUACCGGUGCACGUCCGAUGUUACGGUUCUCGUCUGGCUUAAGAUUGAAACACCAGUUCACGUCCGACUUAAAUCGGACGAGAUACGGUGUUUCAACCCUAAACUGGACGAGAACCUUAAAUUGGACGAGAACCUUAAAUUGGACGAGAAUCGGUGUUUCAGCCCUAAACUGGACGAGAACCUUAAAUCGGACGAGAUACGGUGUUUCAACCCUAAACUGGACGAGAACCUUAAAUUGGACGAGAAUCGGUGUUUCAACCCUAAACUGGACGAGAACCUUAAAUUGGACGAGAUUCGGUGUUUCAACCCUAAACCGGACGAGAACCUUAAAUUGGACGAGAAUCGGUGUUUCAGCCCUAAACUGGACGAGAACCUUAAAUCGGACGAGAUACGGUGUUUCAGCCCUAAACUGGACGAGAACCUUAAAUUGGACGAGAAUCGGUGUUUCAACCCUAAACUGGACGAGAACCUUAAAUCGGACGAGAUACGGUGUUUCAACCCUAAACUGGACGAGAACCUUAAAUUGGACGAGAAUCGGUGUUUCAACCCUAAACUGGACGAGAACCUUAAAUCGGACGAGAUACGGUGUUUCAACCCUAAACCGGACGAGAACCUUAAAUUGGACGAGAAUCGGUGUUUCAACCCUAAACUGGACGAGAACCUUAAAUCGGACGAGAUACGGUGUUUCAACCCUAAACCGGACGAGAACCUUAAAUUGGACGAGAAUCGGUGUUUCAACCCUAAACUGGACGAGAACCUUAAAUCGGACGAGAUACGGCGUUUCAACGCUAAACUGGACGAGAAGCUUAAAUUGGACGAGAAUCGGUGUUUCAACCCUAAACUGGACGAGAACCUUAAAUCGGACGAGAUACGGUGUUUCAACCCUAAACUGGACGAGAACCUUAAAUCGAGAAGCUUAAUUUGGACGAGAACCGGUGUUUCAAGCGGAAGCCGGAAGCCGGAAGAGAACGAGAAAAGUUUCAUGUUUCUCGUCCGGCUUCAAGGCUGA
Acanthosepion pharaonis is the source of this 1044-nucleotide messenger RNA. The record is from the annotation of a GenBank genome assembly. NCBI's taxonomy places the organism in Eukaryota, Metazoa, Mollusca, Cephalopoda, Sepiida, Sepiidae.